This is a messenger RNA of Auanema sp. JU1783, 792 nucleotides long. Lineage: Eukaryota; Metazoa; Nematoda; Chromadorea; Rhabditida; Rhabditidae. The record is from the annotation of a GenBank genome assembly.
AUGCUGCCAACAGCCUUACGAGGUGCCAUUCGUGGCGUUCAGCAUGUAAGGACUGCUUGCCUAUCUGUUUCAGCUCCUCUCUCUCAAGCACAAACUACCAAGCAAGAAGAGAAACCAAAGAAACCCACAAUCUGGAAGAUCGACGAGCAGAAAAGAGACCGUUUAGCCAACUUCGGUCGCUAUGCUGCUGAAUGUCUUCCCAAGUUUGUACAACAAGUUCAGUUUGCUGCUGGAGAUGAGCUUGAGUUACUGAUUCAUCCAACAGGAGUUCUUCCAGUUCUCUCUUUCUUGAAGGGUAACCAUUCCGCUCAGUUCACCAAUUUGACUUUCAUCUGUGGUGUUGAUGUGCCUACAAGAAAGAAUAGAUUCGAGGUUGUCUAUGCUCUUUACUCACCUCGUUUCAACGCUCGUUGUCGUGUUCGUACUUACACCGAUGAGAUCGCAGCUAUUGAGUCUGCUACUCCUAUCUUCAAGGGAGCUGAUUGGUUCGAGCGGGAAGUUUACGAUAUGUAUGGAGUCUGGUUCAACAACCACCCAGAUCUUCGCCGUCUUCUCACCGAUUACGGUUUCGAGGGUCAUCCAUUCAGAAAAGAUUUCCCCUUGUCCGGUUUCAACGAGGUCAGAUAUGAUCCUGAGUUGAAGCGUGUCGUCUACGAGCCUAGUGAAUUGGCUCAAGAGUUCCGUAAGUUUGAUUUGGAAACUCCAUGGGAGACUUUCCCAGCCUUCCGUAACGCUUCGAUUACUAGUGGAUAUGAGACGAUCGAGAUUAACAAACCAAGCGAAUCUAAAUAA